Molecule: messenger RNA, 561 nt
Organism: Iphiclides podalirius (scarce swallowtail)
Lineage: Eukaryota; Metazoa; Arthropoda; Insecta; Lepidoptera; Papilionidae
Source: the annotation of a GenBank genome assembly
AUGAGCGGAAUUCUGACGAAAGUGAUACGGCUGCCGGUGAAGUUUCCAUUGUUACGCGGAAUGGUCUCGUACGCUUUGAUUUGGCCAACUUGCAGCGUGGUGCAGGAGUAUCUGGAGCACGGCACGACGCUGGCCGACGCAGACUGGGCGCGGGCGGCUCGAUACGGAGUCUUCGGCACUUUCUUCAUGGCACCGCUAUUCUACAACUGGAUGAAGUACUCGGGGCGGUUCUUCAAGGGGAGAACUCUUAAGACCGCCGUCUUCAGAGCCGCGAUAGAGCAGGUCUCUUACUCGCCGGUCGCUAUGGCCUACUUCUUCUUCGGCAUGAGCUUAUUGGAGAUGAGGCCGUUGAGCUCCUGCGUGGAGGAGGUGCGCCUCAAGUUCUGGGACGCGUACAAGAUCGGCGCGCUGUUCUGGCCCGCCGCGCAGACUAUCAACUUCUACUUCGUCUCGGAGAGGAAUCGCAUCGUCUUCGUCAGCGCGGCCAGUUUCGUGUGGACGGUGUACCUCGCCCAUGUGAAAUCGAGGCGGGAUGGAGGGUCGGAUAAAAGGAACGCUAUU